This is a messenger RNA of Lobosporangium transversale, 1771 nucleotides long. RefSeq lists its product as hypothetical. NCBI's taxonomy places the organism in Eukaryota, Fungi, Mortierellomycota, Mortierellomycetes, Mortierellales, Mortierellaceae. The annotation marks the transcript as partial. The record is from RefSeq and is a predicted model, not a curated record. The transcript is spliced from 15 exons.
UCUCUCUCUCUCUUCCUCUCUCUCUCUCUCCUCUCUUCUCAACAGCAGAAGGAUGGUUUGAGUAGAAUUUUAUUCACGAUCGAUACACUUCGGAUCCAAAACGAACUUACAAGCCGAUUUCUUGGAGGAGCAGCAGGUAUAGGCAAUGGAUUCCGACCCUCAGUCUUUCAAGCAGUGGCAGAACGAUACCUCAAAUUCAGGACGCCAUCUCCAGCUGUGCUGCUGCAGCUACAGGUCAUUCUGUCCUACUUGCAGAAUGAAAAGCUGUGUGUUCUGGUCUUUACAAACAUGGCAUUUUGUCUAGCCUUCCUCACUGGGCGACUGAUCCUGAGGACUUUCUUUGGCGAUCUACGAAUGAUUGAACGGCAGCACAUGUAUGAUAGGGCACUAAACUUCCUGCUUUUUAAAGUCGUCUUUGGGGUGCCAUUCUGGAGCCUCGCUGGGAAAACUUUUAAUCUGGACUGCCUGGUUCACUAUCCUCGGAUUUCACGAGUCUUUAGCAUGCUGUGCCGUGAUCGGUUUGAAUUUAUUUUGAGCAUGCUCACAAUGAUCUUGGUCUCGAACAUUGCGUGGUUUUACUCUGUAUCUCGGUCUUCCGAUCCAUGUUACUUCCUGUCCUUUGAGUGCUUCACAUUGUUCCUGGACACGGUUCAGACACUUACCAGUGAAUCACGAAGAAUGAUUCAAUACUAUACCGAAUUUGUUACUGACACGAUGAUUUUGGUGACAACUUGGGACACUACUCCAUUUAUGUAUUUGCAUGGGAUCUCAUUUACACUCAUUGAUGCAGUGCUGAAAAAACUUGCCGCAUUAUACCCAUCAGCAACAGAGAAGGAACUGGAAGAUUAUAGCGAUGACUGUGCUAUCUGCAGGGACAGUAUGGCCUCAGCAAAAGUCCUUCAUGUGGCGGCAUUGUCCGUCAAAACAGAAUCAAAUAGGGUAGUGAAUAGUGGUUCGAAUGGUAUUUCUAGUCAUAACGUGAACCGCGCCAAUGUUGAGACAGCUGCAGCGCCUACCUUGAGCGACAUCCAAUAUUCUAGCCGCAUUGGGCCACCAACCGCUACCCCUUCGUUACAAGCUCUAUCAGUGCCAUCCUCUAUGGGUAAUCAUUCAUCGUCAAGUGCUCCUACCCAUAAUAGCGCUUCAGGCAACAAUAGCAAUCGUUCUAGUACAGGGCAUCAAUUGUUUACAUUCAACUCUGAGCAGCAGCCAUGGCUGAGUCGUCUGGGCUUCCAAGAAUCACAGUGGAGGUCUACGGAUGAAGAUGAGGAUGAAGAUUUGAGAAGAGCCAUUGCUGAGAGCUUGGCUUUGAGUCAACUGACGCAAUCACAAAUCAACAUCAAAUUUGCCGUUAACAGCCUCAACAACGACAGCAGCGGCGACAGCAACAGCGACGACUAUAACAGCAACGAGCGAACAUUUGAGUCGGGACAUCGGUCAUAAAUCGUCUACAACAUUAGCCGGAGCAGCGAUUCUGAGUGUGGCCCUAGUCAGAGCCAAGUCGAAGAGCUAGCCUUGUGAGCGAAAUUGAGUUGAUCAUAGGAACAGCAUUGGUGGGGUAGACGAGAGACUAUGCCCACCUGUGAUCUCAAAGUUGAUUGAAUUGAGCGAGUUACACGUAGUGUACCAAGUCAGAGAGUCUACUUUGAGUUGUGAAUAACUCAAACUUGUAUUUUUAUUCCUUUAUCUAACUAACCCUUAACUAAAGUUCAAGUGACUGUCCCUCCAAAAAAAAAAAAAAAAAUAAUAAACAGUCAGUGCUUGUUGCUUG